Molecule: messenger RNA, 2234 nt
Organism: Telopea speciosissima
Lineage: Eukaryota; Viridiplantae; Streptophyta; Magnoliopsida; Proteales; Proteaceae
Product: probable sulfate transporter 3.4
Exons: 13
Coding region: 67-2031 (654 amino acids)
Biological process (GO): transmembrane transport
Cellular component (GO): membrane
Molecular function (GO): secondary active sulfate transmembrane transporter activity
Source: RefSeq, a predicted model, not a curated record
AAACCAGUCUUAGAAACCAUUUUGAGUUGGUUUCUUCAAAGGUUUUGGUGGUUCUGCAAAAGGGAAAUGGGUGUCAACACCAAUAGAGUAGCAGGGCAGGAAACCACUUUGAAAAUCCAGACUGAUUCUUUACCACCAUUAGAGAUACACAGAGUAUGUUUACCACCCAACAAAACCGGUUUUGAAAGGCUUAGACAUAGGCUUUCUGAGAUUUUCUUCCCAGAUGAUCCUCUUCAUAGGCUUAAAAACCAGACACUCUCGAAGAAAUUCAUUCUUUCUCUUCAAUAUCUCUUCCCCAUAUUUCAGUGGGGGCCAACUUACAGUCUCAGUCUUCUUAAGUCUGAUGUUAUCUCUGGACUCACCAUUGCCAGUUUGGCAAUCCCACAGGGAAUUAGUUAUGCAAAGCUUGCAAAUUUGCCUGCUAUAAUUGGGCUUUACUCCAGCUUUGUUCCACCAUUGAUCUAUUCUAUCCUUGGGAGUUCCAGACAUCUUGCUGUUGGUCCAGUUUCAAUAGCAUCUCUUGUCAUGGGCUCAAUGCUUGAAGAGACAGUCUCCCAUCUAGAAGAUCCAGUUCUUUAUCUUCAGUUGGCCUUCACUGCCACCUUCUUUGCUGGUGUAUUUCAGGCUUCUCUUGGACUGCUUAGGUUAGGCUUCAUCAUUGAUUUUCUCUCCAAGGCUACCCUGGUUGGAUUCAUGGCUGGGGCAGCAAUUAUAGUAUCCCUUCAACAGCUGAAAGGGUUGCUUGGAAUUGCUCACUUCACAACCAAGAUGCAAAUUGUUCCUGUAAUGUCAUCUGUUUUACAUCACAGAAAAGAGUGGUCAUGGCAAACCAUAGUGAUGGGCAUGUGUUUCUUGAUCUUUCUAUUGGCAACAAGGCAUAUUAGCAUGAGGAAACCAAAGCUUUUCUGGGUCUCUGCAGCCGCUCCAUUAACAUCGGUUAUUCUAUCAACUGUUCUGGUUUUCUUCCUUAGAGAACAUGUUAUUAAUCACAUCCCCACAAUUGGAAACUUACAACAAGGUCUAAACCCACCUUCAGCAAACAUGCUGUACUUUCAUGGACCUUAUCUUUCCCUUGCUAUUAAAACGGGGAUUAUAACUGGAAUCUUAUCUCUCACUGAGGGAAUUGCAGUUGGAAGGACAUUUGCUUCCCUAAAAAAUUACCAAGUUGAUGGGAACAAAGAAAUGAUGGCAAUUGGAAUGAUGAACAUGGCUGGUUCUUGCUCCUCAUGCUAUGUUACUAGUGGAUCCUUCUCUCGCUCCGCUGUAAACUAUAACGCUGGAGCCCAAUCAGUGGUUUCAAACAUAGUAAUGGCAGCAACUGUACUAGUGACACUGCUGUUCCUCAUGCCUCUGUUUAAGUAUACUCCAAAUUUAGUCUUGGCGGCGAUAAUUAUAACAGCCGUGAUUGGGUUGAUCGACUAUCAAAGCGCGUUUAAUUUAUGGAAGGUUGACAAGCUUGAUUGCUUGGCUUGUCUUUGUGCCUUCUUUGGUGUUCUCUUCAUCUCUGUCCAAAUUGGUCUUGCCAUUGCUAUCGGAAUCUCAAUCUUCAAGAUUUUAUUGCAUGUGACGAGGCCGAACACAGUUCUUUUGGGGAAUAUUCCGGGGACCCAAAUAUACCAAAAUCUUAUCCGUUAUGGAGACGCUAAGAGAGUUCCCUACUUCCUCAUCCUUGGAAUCGAAUCACCCAUAUACUUUGCAAAUUCCACUUACCUCCAAGAAAGAAUACUAAGAUGGGUCAGAGAAGAGGAAGAAAGAAUCCAAGUAAAUAAGGAUUGUUCUAUAAAGUUCUUAAUUUUGGACAUGACUGCUGUGACAGCCAUUGAUACAAGUGGAAUUGAAGCAAUAAGUGAACUUAAAAAGAUGCUUGAGAAAAGGUCAAUUAAGCUUGUGUUGGCAAAUCCUGUUAUAGAAGUAAUGGAAAAACUCCACAGAUCUACUAUUUUAGAGUCAUUUGGAAUGGAUGGGCUGUAUCUGACUGUUGGUGAAGCUGUAGCUGCCAUAUCUUUGUCACUCUUCAAGGGUCAGCCAUGAAUGCCAAGUAGUCUCUUACAGAGAAGAAUAUGAUUAUUUGUCAAAUAUUUGAGACCUUAAAUAACUAGUGUAGAUUUAUAGUCUCCUAAAAAGAGGAAUUUUUUUUUAUUUUUAAAUUUUAAAUAUGGGAUAGAGAUGUAUUAAUAAACCAAAUACUAUUUCCAUUGAGCUCUUAUAAGAGGAGGUUUUGAUGUGUUCGAGCC